Manihot esculenta (cassava) is the source of this 2337-nucleotide messenger RNA. Its product is annotated as calmodulin-binding protein 60 A. Gene Ontology annotation, biological process: regulation of salicylic acid biosynthetic process. Lineage: Eukaryota; Viridiplantae; Streptophyta; Magnoliopsida; Malpighiales; Euphorbiaceae. Gene Ontology annotation, molecular function: calmodulin binding; sequence-specific DNA binding; DNA-binding transcription factor activity. The record is from RefSeq and is a predicted model, not a curated record. Gene Ontology annotation, cellular component: nucleus. The coding region runs from base 422 to 2014 and encodes 530 amino acids. The transcript is spliced from 7 exons.
UUUUUUGGAUUGGGAUUUUAUUGAAUGAGUGAAUUGGGUUCUGUAUAAUUAUUAAACUUGAUUGAUAUUGUGAAAGCUAAGUUUGUGAUUUUGUAUGGAAAGUUGAAACACGGGAGAAUUUUGCAUAGUUUGCCUUGGUUGAAAUUGAUUGCGUGUGCUCUCUGCCCAUGAUGAGUAUAAUUGAAAUUUUAUCUGGAAAAACUGGAAAAGAACAAAUUGUUAAUGAACUUGGUUACUAAAAUUUUUUAAGAUUGUGACGUGGAGGAUAGAUUUUGGUGGUUCUGUUAAACGGAUAUCAGAAUUUCUGAAUCGUUGGGGAAAUGCUGCUUGUGAAUGCAAUUGAAGAAUUGCUGGUGUGUCUACUGCAUGAAAUUUGUUGCUGUCUCUGGACCGUUGUUGUGUGGUUCAGGAUGUGAUUAAGAUGCAAUCGGUCCAGCAUUUGUUGGAACCUGUUCUGGAGCCAUUGAUUCGCAGGGUGAUCAAAGAAGAAGUUGAAUUGGCUCUUAAAAAACAUUUAGCUAGUAUUAAACGAAGUAGUGGGAAAGAAAAAGAUUCUUCUGAAUCCAGAAGCUUAAAACUGCAGUUCUCAAACAACCUCUCUCUUCCAGUGUUCACUGGAGCUCGAAUUGAAGGAGAAGAAUGUUCUGCCAUACAUGUGGCUUUGAUUGAUAUUCUUACUGGGGAAAUAGUGAACUCUGGCGCUGAAGCUUCUGCUAAGGUGGAAAUUAUUGUCCUUGAAGGUGAUUUUGAUGGUGAUGAGGGUGAAAAUUGGACACAUGAUGAGUUUAUGAAUAAUAUUGUCAGAGAGAGAGAAGGAAAGAAACCUCUUCUUGCUGGAGAUGUGUUUUUGAAUCUAAGUGAAGGCAUUGGUAUAGUGGGUGAAAUUUCAUUCACAGAUAAUUCAAGCUGGACAAGAAGCCGCAGGUUCAGGCUUGGGGCAAGAGUUGUGGAUAAGUUUGAUGGAAUUAAUGUAAGGGAGGCAAAGACAGAAUCUUUCAUUGUCAGGGAUCACCGUGGGGAAUUGUACAAGAAGCACCAUCCUCCAUCUCAGUUUGAUGAGGUGUGGAGAUUAGAAAAGAUUGGAAAAGACGGGGCUUUCCAUAAGCGAUUGAGUAGGGAAAAUAUCAACACUGUGAAGGAUUUCCUAACUCAGCUCUUUAUCGACCCUCAAAGGCUUCGGCAUGUUCUUGGCACAGGUAUGUCUGCUAAGAUGUGGGAAGUAACUAUAGAACAUGCACGGACUUGUGUGCUUGAUAAGAGAAUGUAUUUGUAUUACACUCCUGGUUCUCAACAGAAAUAUGGUGUGGUCUUCAAUGUUGUGGGACAAGUUAUGGGAAUACUUUCAGAUUGCCAGUAUGUUCGUGUAGAUAAGCUGUCUGAAACUGAGAAGGUUGAUGCUCAAAAUUUGGUAAUCGCUGCAUUUCAGCACCCUGAGGAGGUUAUCUCUUUUGAUGAUGAAGCCUCUCUUGUGGAUGGCUCUUCACACUUGUCCAACCUUCCUUACUCCUCAAAUUCAUCCAGGACAGAGAAUUCUAAUGGAAGCAAGCUUUUGGCUUCUUCGCCCAAGAUGGGUGGAUUGGAUUAUGCACAGCCAAACGUUUCUUCUCCAGAUAUCAUUUCAUCUAUAUAUUCUGUGGGGAGUAUUAGCAGCUUGGAUGAUUAUUCCUUGCACAGUAUUGAAAAUAUGGAUCUUAGAUAUGAUCAGACAUUGAGUUUCGCAGGCCAAGUCUCCAACCCUCUCAUAUGUGAUGCUGAUGCCAUGACUCGAGCGUUCUGUGAUGAGGGUCAUCUGCGGUUUUUUGAUACAGAUCUUCAGUCUCAGAACCUUAGUAUGGAAGCACCAGCUGAUUUACAAAGUGCUCUGGAUGGCUUCCUUUUGACACGUUCUACAGCUAUUGCAGUUGACAAGGCUCAGAGGAGAUGGACAAAGAUCUCCAGUGUAUUGAAAUGGUUCUCUGUUAGGAGACUUGUGGCUUUAAAGAAGACUUGUGUUCGAGAAAUUCAUAGAUACUAGUGGAAUACGCACAAGGUUAUCAUCACAGUGGCGAAUAUAGUAUUAGACAUUGCUGGCCGAGUAAGACUUUGUGCAGUUUUGGAGACAAGUUGGUGUCAAAAGUUGUAGACACAUCUAUAAAUCUUGGUGCUGCCAUGGAGUUUAGGAAAUCUUUUCUUUUGACAUCAAACUGUAUAUAUGUAGAUGAGAUGCACUGUUUAAAUUGAAGUCUUGAAAUAAAAGAGUGCAAACUCCUUUACUGCUUGACAUUAUGUAGCUUUCGUGUUCUUCUAUUUUAUAUGGGAGUUUGUUCAAUAAAAGGAAUCGAGGCUUUUGAAUCUUCA